AUGGAGCAAACCUGUCUAGUAGCCGUAGUGCUGUCUAUGGCCGUGAAAUCCCAGAGGAGUGGCGGAGAAGAUAAGAUGAACACAACAGGUUUUCCUUUUGUUGCGGCCUCUCCUAACUUCUCCUUUGCGAUCUCCCCUUUUCAUAUGACUUACUUCAAAAAAGCUAUUGAAGACAUGGCUUCUGAUAGUUUAAGAUGUGUUGCCAUCGCAUAUAGACCAUAUGAGGAUGCAGUUCCAGAUACUGAGGAAGAACUUGCUCACUGGUCUUUGCCAGAGGAUGGACUUGUUUUACUAGCCAUUGUUGGUAUCAAGGAUCCUUGUCGACCUGGUGUCAAAGAUUCAGUACAGCUUUGCCAAAAAGCCGGGGUUAAGGUAAGGAUGGUCACGGGUGACAAUGUCAAAACUGCAAAAGCAAUUGCUGUGGAAUGUGGAAUACUUAGCUCACUUGCUGAUGCUACAGAGAGAAAUGUCAUUGAAGGAAAAACAUUUCGAGCCUUGUCAGAUUCAGAGAGAGAAGAUAUUGCAGAUUCGAUAUCGGUUAUGGGAAGGUCAUCUCCCAACGAUAAACUAUUGUUAGUACAAGCAUUAAGGAGGAAGGGCCAUGUUGUUGCUGUAACCGGGGAUGGAACGAAUGAUGCUCCUGCACUUCAUGAGGCGGAUAUUGGUCUUGCUAUGGGUAUUGCUGGCACAGAAGUCGCCAAAGAGAGCUCUGAUAUCAUUAUAUUGGAUGACAACUUUGCUUCAGUUGUGAAGGUUGUCAGAUGGGGUCGGUCUGUUUAUGCAAAUAUUCAGAAAUUUAUCCAGUUUCAGCUGACAGUCAAUGUGGCAGCUCUUGUUAUAAAUGUUGUUGCCGCAGUUUCCUCUGGUGAAGUUCCACUUAAUGCAGUGCAGCUUCUUUGGGUAAAUCUUAUCAUGGAUACUCUGGGAGCACUAGCCUUGGCAACUGAACCACCAACUGAUCACCUCAUGGAUCGAACUCCUGUGGGUCGAAGGGAACCUCUCAUAACAAAUAUCAUGUGGAGGAAUUUGCUGAUACAGGCGAUGUAUCAAGUGUCGGUUUUGCUUGUUCUCAAUUUCCAAGGUGUACGCAUAUUGGGUCUUGAGCAUCAAAACAGUGAACAUGCUAUCAAAGUAAAGAACACUUUGAUCUUCAACGCUUUUGUUAUCUGUCAAGUAUUCAAUGAAUUCAAUGCUCGUAAGCCAGAUGAAUUCAACAUUUUUAAAGGAGUCACUAGAAACUUCCUCUUUAUGGGGAUAGUGGCAUUUACUGUUGUACUUCAGGUUAUUAUUGUUGAAUUUCUUGGGAAGUUCACUAAAACUACCAGGCUUAAUUGGCAGCAGUGGCUCAUUUCUGUCGUUAUUGGAUUCAUUGGUUGGCCUCUUGCCGUUGUUGGGAAAUUGAUACCAGUACCAGCAACUCCCAUCAACAAUGUUUUCUCUAAGAUUCGAAGAACUAAAAAAAGUGAAGAACCUGUGGCUUCUCAAUAG
Vicia faba (fava bean) is the source of this 1488-nucleotide messenger RNA. The record is from the annotation of a GenBank genome assembly. NCBI's taxonomy places the organism in Eukaryota, Viridiplantae, Streptophyta, Magnoliopsida, Fabales, Fabaceae.